Musa acuminata AAA Group (dessert banana) is the source of this 2836-nucleotide messenger RNA. RefSeq names its product putative chloride channel-like protein CLC-g. The transcript has 7 exons. The record is from RefSeq and is a predicted model, not a curated record. The coding region runs from base 151 to 2556 and encodes 801 amino acids. Gene Ontology annotation, biological process: transmembrane transport; chloride transport. Gene Ontology annotation, molecular function: voltage-gated chloride channel activity. NCBI's taxonomy places the organism in Eukaryota, Viridiplantae, Streptophyta, Magnoliopsida, Zingiberales, Musaceae. Gene Ontology annotation, cellular component: intracellular membrane-bounded organelle; plant-type vacuole membrane.
UUUGUCUUUUGGGGCCACGGAAAGGACGGCUGUGAUGGAGUGGUCUUCUGAUCAUCACGACUUGCUCUUCUGUCGCUCCCUAUUUCUUCCCUCCUCCCUCCAACUCCAUUCCCAUCAGACUAUAUCUCUCUCUCUCUCUCUCUCUCUCGCAUGGCGACCGCAGCCCAAGUUGACGAACAGGAAUUGCCGCCACCGCGGUCGUCUUCGUCGUCCGAGGUGAUGGAGCAGCAGAGAGGAAAUGUAAGAGAGCCUCUUUUGGAGCACUCUCCCAUCGAUCUCCGACGCCAGGCGGCCAACACCACCUCCCAAGUCGCCAUCGUCGGCUCCAACCUAUGCCCCAUCGAGAGCCUCGACUACGAGUUGAUCGAGAACGACGUCCUCAACCAGGAUUGGAGGAGCCGAGGCCGGGCGGCCAUAUUGCAGUAUGUGUUCCUCAAGUGGACUUUCUGCCUCUUCAUCGGCAUCCUCGCCGGCGCUGUUGGCUUCUUCAACAACCUUGCAGUGGAGAACAUCGCGGGUCGCAAGUUUGUCACCGUCUCCAAAUUCAUGCUCGCCAAUAAGUACUGGACUGCUUUCUGGGUGUUUGCCGGUUCAAAUUUGGCCCUUUUGACGUUUGCGACGGCGAUCACGGCUUUUGUUUCGACUGCCGCGGGCGGGUCGGGAAUACCGGAGGUGAAGGCUUAUCUGAAUGGCGUUGACGCUCCUGACAUCUUCUCGCUUCGCACCCUCGUUGUAAAGAUCGUCGGUACGAUUGCUGCUGUAUCAUCUUCGCUCCACGUGGGCAAGGCUGAUCCCAUGGUGCACAUUGGUGCAUGCAUUGGGGCUAUGGUCGGACAAGGUGGAUCUCGCAAGUAUCGCAUGACAUGCAGAUGGCUGCGUUACUUCAAGAACGACAGAGACAGGCGUGACCUUGUCACCUGUGGGGCUGCUGCCGGUGUUGCUGCCGCGUUGCGUGCACCGGUCGGUGGUGUUCUAUUUGCCCUGGAGUCGCUGUCUUCAUGGUGGAGAAGUGCACUGAUCUGGAGAGCAUUCUUCGCGACAGCUGUAGUUGCUGUCACGCUCCGUGCACUGACCGACAUCUGCGGAAGAGGAAACUGUGGGUUAUAUUGGAAGGGCGGGCUGAUAACGUAUGAUGUUACAGCAGAUACCGUUGCCUAUCGCCUCGCCGAUCUACCUCCGGUCAUCCUCCUCGGAGUAAUCGGGGGAGUGUUAGGAAGUCUGUACAAUGUUCUUAUGGUGAAGGUUCUUCACGUAUGCAGCCCUGUUAAUGAGAGAGGCCGUGCCCACAGGUUGCUUCUGGCUGCUGCUGUCUCCAUAUGUAUAUCUUGUUGUCUGUUUGGGUUACCAUGGUUGGCACCCUGCAGACCUUGCUCGAACAAGGACUGCUCCACGGUAGCUCAUCCCGGUGGCUUCAAGAACUUCCAGUGCCCUCCCGACCAUUACAACGAUCUAGCCAGUCUAUUCUUCAACACCAACGAUGACACGAUCCGGAAACUGUAUGGCCGUGGCACGAAUGACGACUUCCAGAAGUCCUCCAUCAUGGUCGCAUUUGCCGCCUCCUACGUUCUAGGCAUCCUGAGCUACGGCGUCGUCGCCGCGCCCUUCGGUUUUUUCGUGCCGAUUAUGUUAACCGGUGCAAGCUACGGACGGCUCGUCGGGAUGGCGAUGGGCUCCGACACGAACCUCGACCAUGGUCUCUUCGCCGUCCUCGGUUCGGCUUCCUUCCUCGGCGGAACGAUGAGGAUGACGGUGUCGGUAUGCGUGAUUAUGCUGGAAUUAACCAACGAUCUCUUGUUGCUUCCCCUGGUGAUGCUGGUUCUCCUGAUAUCAAAAACCGUGGCCGACGCCUUCAAUCCCAACAUCUACGACCUGAUCCUGAGACUGAAGGGGCUUCCUCAUCUCGACGACCAUGCGGAACCAUACAUGAGGCAUCUCACCGUUGGCGAUGUGGUGGCAGGUCCUUUACGAACCUUUAAUGGCGUGGAGAAGGUGGGUAACGUGGUCCACAUACUGAAGACGACGGGGCACCACGCGUUCCCCGUGAUAGAUGAGCCGCCGUUCUCUUCUUCUCCGGUGCUGUACGGCCUGGUCCUCCGUGCACACCUGCUGAGUUUGUUGAAGAAGAAGCGGUUUCUGCCGACACGCAGCGUCGCAGGGUUGGAUGCGGCGGGGCAAUUCGGGGCUGAUGAGUUGGGUAAGCGUGGAUCGGGGAAGCACGACCGUGUUGAGGACGUAGAGGUAAGCGCAGAAGAGAUGGAGAUGUUCGUUGAUUUGCAUCCCUUCACAAACUCGUCGCCUUACACGGUGGUGGAGACGAUGUCGCUGGCGAAAGCUCUCAUACUUUUCCGGGAGAUGGGACUGAGACACCUGUUGAUCGUUCCCAAGUCAUCUUCCAGAGCGCCGGUGGCCGGCAUAUUGACAAGGCAUGACUUCAUGGCCGAGCAUAUAUUGGGAUUGCAUCCGUUCCUGAGAAAGAGCAGAUGGAAGAGAUUGCGAUUUCAGGGAGCCACUUUGAGAAGACUUUGCAGGGCUUGUUUGACGUGGGCUUCCUCUUAGCUCGCUCGUAAGAAGAAACGUGCCGAGUACCAGUCAGUCCAUGUCUAUUCCUCUUCGAGCUUGCUUGGCGAACCCAAUGUGAUCCAAUUUAACCGUGUGGUCGGAAUGGAACUUCGACCACGGUCUGCUAUUGGACUAAACCCGGUUCGAUGAGAUUGGGGAUCCAUUACGACCUAACUAAACUCCCAAAAUAUUGAUCCAACUCCUCGUGUAAUAAUAAUAUGACGUGAUGUGGAUCCGAUACGUUAAAUAUGUGCGAUUCGAUCCAAUUAAGUAGUAA